Alternaria novae-zelandiae is the source of this 4491-nucleotide messenger RNA. RefSeq lists its product as uncharacterized. The record is from RefSeq and is a predicted model, not a curated record. The coding region runs from base 1 to 4491 and encodes 1496 amino acids. The transcript is spliced from 6 exons. Gene Ontology annotation, molecular function: protein binding. NCBI's taxonomy places the organism in Eukaryota, Fungi, Ascomycota, Dothideomycetes, Pleosporales, Pleosporaceae.
AUGGCGGACCCGAUCAGCAUCGUUGGCCUCGCAUUGACGGUCAUACAGAUUCUCCGUCCAGCAGUUCAACAGUUGAAGGAUGCGUACGCCAACGGAGGCAGCAUUCAUCAGACUCUUGAUGAACUCCGAGCCGACUCAGAGGCUGUUUGCGACCUGAUCGACAACAUACAUCGCGUUCUCAGCACCCCGAGCUUCGUCGCUGCGGUGGAAGAAGUACAAGGCGCGUCGCAGGUCAACUUGCUAGAAUGUCUCCAGCGAGCUCUUCAAAGCUGCGAGCGCGAGGCCCAAAGACUCAGCAAUUUCAUCUACGAUCUCGACAUCUCAGGGGCUACGGGCCGCCUAAGACAGGGCGUGCUUCAGUUCAAGCUUGAUAGACGCUCGGAUGACCUCCAACACAUCAAGCGCAACUUCCAGGAUCAUAAGAGCUCAAUUCAGUUGGCGUUUACGGUUGUCUCAACCUGCAAGCAAAUGCAGGUUGCUGAACGUGAUGCUCUCGAUGCCGCAAGCCUGAAAGCUCAAAUCAGCAGACUCGAGGUGGCCUUGGAGCAAAUCGGAACAUUGCUAAACGAACGGCUAGCGGCGCCAGGUGACAAAGAGCAGACAGUGAUGCUGGAUGAAAUGCGAGAGCUCCAGCAUAGAUCUGCAAAGGUCCGACGCCGAGCCACAAUGCGACUCGACCAGAUUACGUCUAUACUCGAGGAGACGCAGAGCUCACGUCCUAUGGUUGACAGGACCCGCCCUCCUGUACCACCGCGAAGGGCCUGGAAGGAUCACCAAAAGCCGCCUGCAGGAUUUCGCCCGCCAAUUGACCAAAGCCCAGCCUCGAAGGUACCAUCAACUCCAACCACCCCAAGAGCGGAGAAACGCGUUGCAAGCAUGCCGGCCACCCCGACCCCAUCGACAAUCCCGCGAGUAAACGCCUUGAGCCCGGACACGAACAAGUCAGCCUCACCAGUGCUACCUGCCACCCGUCUUUCAGACAUGACUACAAAUGUUCUACAGAUAGAUGCUGAAGACUUCGAGGAGAGAGUUCUGUCACUUUUAUCGACCGCGUCCACUCAACGUAUGGGUACCGAGAAGCCAUACAACGACGAGACAAUUCUGGCGCUCGGGGAACUACUCGCAAUGCUUGGAAAGCAUAACUGGAGUGUACGACCCAGACUAUAUCUCGUGCUCCGCAUGAUCAAGGAAGUGCGAGCGAUGAACAUGCUCAUUGUCGAAGGGUUCAAGGACAUUCACUUCCCUUUCACUGAAGUCGACCUUACUUCCAGUCUCAAAUCUGCUGCUUCCAGGCAAAACUUUCUUCGGGAACAACGGUUUGUACUCAGCUCAAGAUCAGUCGAUCUGGUACAAGGAGGUCGUCAUCAUCACCUUGAUUCUUAUUUUGUCAUUAAGGAGCAGCUUGGGAAAGGCGGCUUCAGCAUUGUCCAUCGUGUCGAAAGCAGAAUUGAUUUGAUCGAAUACGCUUUAAAACGCAUCGAUCGAAGGAGCGGCACAUUUUCAAAGGACCGCAAGAAGCUGCUCUCAUUCGAGAACGAGGUCCAUAACCUCAAGCGACUGUCGCACCAUCAUCUGGUGAAGCUCCUAGGGCAGAUUUAUAACAUGACCGCCAGCGUUCCUAAACUGAGACUCACAGCUCAAGAUCUUCAAGCGAUGAUAACAAAGGAACAAGCCAGAGGAAUCCAUUACAGCGGUCCAUGCUGUGCAAGCGAGGGUUUGUCGGGGGACGGAAGUGACACAACAUCUUGGGCAGGCUCGCAGUCAGAAGAUGAGAUCUUCCAGACGGCCGUGCUGAGUGAUGGCAUGUCGGAUGCACCUACCGUCAUGAACAACACUACGACGACAUCCAUCGGCAGUGACGUGACGCUCCAGGCCCCUCCCCCAAGCAUCGAAAAGAUAGUAUAUACACCUCCCCAUGUACCGGAUUACCUCGGUCAUCAUUCCACGGGAGGUGUCGGUCAGUCGCACCCUAUAUGGCUCAACGUCGGGAACGAUGCAAAUGUACCAUUCUGCGCCACACCUGCAGCUGUGACCGAGGAUAGCUACCCAAGACCGACAAGGGCUAGUAUGGAAAAGACCAACGAUGUGGACAAAGCUCGCGCCGAUAUACCGGAGAUGCAAGCAACGAAACCGAAACACAUAGCCAGAGAUCGCACAGGCAAACGUACCGAUCAUGAGCACGAAGCGGCUCACUUGCGGUUCGUGCAUAUACCAAAGGCCGCCGAACCCACGAACGAAGAAGACUCUUCUACUGUCAUCAGUCUUGCGGAAGCGUUUGCAGCCGAUGACGGCGCAUUCGAAUAUCACUUGGCCCUUCUGAGGGAGAAGAAUCCAAACUGGAGAGAUGAAAUCACCGGUCUAAUCGCGGCAGAAGCGCUUGACAAAUACGGGGCCAACGUUAUGCUUGUCGCCAGCAACUUCCGCGAUGACUCUCUCGCACGUGAUGUGAUUGAGCACGCCCUCUUUGUGGAGCCACAGAUCAUCCAUCAACGCGAUGUAUUCAAUCACACCGCAUUGCAUUAUUCGGCGAACAGGAACAGAGCUGGUAUCACGAAGUACUUGAUCAAGAAAGGUGCCAAUGCGACAAUCACGAACUUUCGAGGCCAGACCGCUUUCCAUGUUGCAAUCCAUCGACGACGCUUAGCGACUUACCAAAUUUUGCUCCGCUACCUUGGCGCUGCCGAUAUCAAUACCAAGGACGAUUGUGGUGAAACUUCACUGCAUCUGGCCUGCUACCAUGACGCGCCUACUGAGUUCAUCAUGAGUAUGUUGGCGGCUGGUGCUGACGCUAAUGUCGAAGAUCUGUCUGGCAACACACCACUGACGAUCAGCGAAAAGAUUGGCAACUUGGAGAUAGCCGAUUUACUACGAGAGUAUGAAUCGGACGAGCCCGAACUUUUUCCGCCACCGCCACCGUAUCAGAGCACACUUUCUCUCGCUCGUCAACAGGAGCCCACUGGUUGCACGUGUGAUCUCUGUCGUUUGUUCCAGGCAGUCCGCAAAGUCGACGAUCUCGUCCCCGAUCUGGCGGAUUGCACGUGCACCUAUCAUUUGGUGCGCCUCUCACUCAAGACGUUGAGCGAUGUGGACUACAUCAUGUCAUGUCUGAGUUCGUGCAUGUGUCGGUCUUGUGAAGGGGAACGUGCCCUGAAUGAGGAUCGAGAGCCGUGCAUUGACUUUCCAUCUUGCGACUGUGAAGAUUGCGUCGCUGAAAUCAGCCCACCGGGGCCGUUCACAAAUCCUCCUUCGCUACCCCACGGCGAUGAUUUCGCUGGCAUGCCGCUACCUCCGUAUCCAGAUCAUAGCUAUUACGACUAUAUCAUCGAUGAGUGGACCAUUGAGGACGAUACAGACCGAUCACCACAAGAUAUCACCGCACAGGCCUUGGCCUGUCUUGCCCAAGCCGGAUUCAAAGGAAAGAAGUCCUAUCGGAAUGAGCCGGAAAAGGCCCUUAAAUGGGUCAUCAGCAACAACGCCACUACACCUUAUGUCUACAAGAUUGUGGAAAUUCUGCUAGACUGCGGAGCAUCGGCCAAUACGACAGACAAGAGUGGAUGUACUGGCCUUCACAUAGCUGCUCGAACACAAGACGUUCGUCUAGCCAUGGUACUAAUUCAACGUGGCGCAUGGCUUGACGUGCCUCGUCAAGCGAUGUUCGCAGCUAAAGCGGAUUUCACCCCUCUCAGGUACGCGCUCUGGUUCGGAAACGCGCUAUCGCUUCGACAGCUCUUGUCAGUGGGCGCAAAUAUCAAUGACCAGUCCGUAUACGGUCGGAAUACGCUACUUCACGAUGCGGUCACAAGCUUCGAUCUCCUAGGCUGGCAUAUACCGAUGCUGUUAGCGCAUGGGGCCGACACAGAACUGGCGAAUGAGGACGCAAACACACCGCUUCAUCUCGCUAUCUCGCUGAAUCAGAUUUUCGCUGUCAUUGCACUCCUAGAUGCGGGAGCCAAUAUCGAAGCCAUCGGGAAAGCUGGCGCGAAACCGCUAGCUAUGGCGCUUGAAGGCGGCAACUACGGCAUCAUCACUCUUCUCCUUGAUCGCGGUGCAGACGUACACUCACGUGCUAACGGCAUGACAUGCGCGCUAUUCUACGCAGUUCAAAUGGGCUACGUCGAUAUAGUGAGCGUACUCCUUGAAGACUACGGAGCGAGAGAGGACAUGCAUCGCACUGAUCUCACAGGCCGCAGUAUUUUACACGUGCUUGUGCAUACACAUGUCGAUCACAUGCUCCAUAUACUCGACAGGUUGAUCGAAGAAGGCGCAAACGUCAAUGCAGAGGACUACUCUGGGUCGACGCCGCUACAUGAGGCUGCGAAGCUGGGGAGUACUGUAAUGGUCAGUGGGCUGCUGGAAUAUGGGGCUACGAUGAAUGUACAGGAUCGUCAGGGCAAGACCCCGUUGGAUCAUGCGCAGGCGAAGAAGCAUCGUGAAGUUGUGGAGUACUUGGGCGGGACAUUGAAGAAGAAGGGUUGGUUCCGCAGGAGUUAG